Endocarpon pusillum Z07020 is the source of this 2355-nucleotide messenger RNA. RefSeq lists its product as uncharacterized. The coding region runs from base 1 to 2355 and encodes 784 amino acids. Lineage: Eukaryota; Fungi; Ascomycota; Eurotiomycetes; Verrucariales; Verrucariaceae. The transcript is spliced from 2 exons. The record is from RefSeq and is a predicted model, not a curated record.
AUGUUCAAUCUCCACCGCUUCUAUCGCAAAGCGCCAACCUCAGUGGAGGCAGAAUCUGACUCCGCUGAAAAAUCCAUACUUUUGGAAGACUCGGAGAAAGCCAGUUAUACCAUAGAUGAUGUCCCAUCGUCACCCUCAAAGUCCUGUACCAAGCAGAGGAAGCUGCCCUCUGUCUUCAAACUCCUUCUCAUUAUAUUUGGUUUUGCGUUCGCUUUGUUCUCCGGGCAGACAAUCAGAAAAUAUGCUACACUGGGAUAUAAAGCUUUGCUGCAGAGCAGUAAAGCCGAUAAUCACGUCGGCUGUGGCCAAGGGGUCAUCAUUGCAGCGCCUCCCUUAGGAGUGAAUCUCCUAGACCGGACAGGCUUCGAGGCCAAAUGCAGCACCUCGGAUCCAGACCACCCGUGCGGUCUCGCAAUCGACUCCAAGGGGAAGGAAACUUUUUGGCAAAGUCAAGCUGGUGCAAGCCACUGGAUCGAAAUUGACCUCAAAAAGAAAUACAACGUGCAGAAUAUCGCCGUGACAUCAAAUCCACUGACGCGCGAUGGUGUGGUCCUGAGCCAUCAAGUGGAAACUGCUCCAGAAAAGGGGCAGUGGGAGCUGGCUGCUUUUGGACUUUGGAGAGACGAUCGUAGUGUAAAAAACGCCACUUUUGAACCUCGUCCAGUCCAGUUUGUGCGCCUCACGGUGCUUGGGACAACGGGAAACCAGAAGUUUGUUGCCAUUAGCGACCUCAACAUCUACGCUGCUGACACCAUCCCGUCCGCUCCUAUCAAAGGAGGAAGAUGGGGCGUUACCUUGAAUUUCCCUCUGGUACCCGUUACGGCGUUCUUGGACCCGGUCCACCAACUUUUGAUCACGAUGGCAUCCGACGCGCGUGACAUCUAUAAUUCACCUGGCGUCCCGCAUACCUUUGCAGCAACAUGGGACCUAAAGGGGAGAACGAUCGUGGAAGAACUGCUUAGUCAGACAGGACACAACAUGUUUUGCCCGGGCACCUCGUACGAUGAAAGCGGUCGAGUGUUCGUCACAGGCGGAUCCACUCCAAAACAGUUCAGCAUCUACGACUCCCGGACCAAGUCGUGGACGAACCCGAAAGAUAGUAAAGGUGAGAACAUGAAGCUUGCGCUAGGCCGUGGAUACCAAGGCCAGACGUUCCUAGCCAAUGGAAAGACCUUCAUGAUCGGGGGAACGUGGUCGGGUGGCGAAGCUGACAAGGAGGGCGAGAUAUUUGAUUCAACGCGCGGGUGGACGAUCUUGACCAACGUCAGGGCAAACAACAUCAAAAUGGACAUUUCCGUCAACUGUACAACUCCCAAGGGCGUGGUACCCUGUAUUGCCACCGGAUGGCGACAACACCACCCGUGGCUCUUUUCAUGGAAGAAUGAUAGUAUAUUUCAUGCUGGACCUUCCAAGCAGAUGAACUGGAUCUCCACCGCACCCCCUAGUGGCAGCAUUCGGGCCGCGGGAUUCCGCGAAGACAAGACCGCUGGUGUCGCUGAUGGUGAUGCAGUAUGUGGAAUCACUUCAAUGUAUGAUGCCGAGAAUGGGGUCAUUCUCACAGCUGGUGGUGCUCCCAAUUACCACUACUGGAAAGAGGAUCGGAAAACGGACCCGAAGGUCGACCCUCAUCGAAAAGAAGCGACUAACAACGCAUUCGAAAUCAAGCUUGGGGGAGUACAGGUUGACGCCCCUGUGUCUCCCACCAAAGUGGCUUCAAUGAAACACCAACGCAUCUUUGCCAACGGCAUCGUCCUCCCCAACGGCGAAACCUUGGUGGUCGGAGGUCAGCGCCAGGGUGAGCCCUUUCACGAUGCAACUUGGGUAUCUACUCCGGAAAUAUACUCGCCGGAUAACAAGAAGACGUGGAGAGACGGAACUCCCAACUCUAUCCCCCGAGCGUACCAUUCCUGGGCCGUCCUCUUGCCUGACGCUACCGUGCUGGUGGGCGGUGGCGGCCUCAACUCUAAUUUUCCCGAAGCGAAUCACUACGAUGCUCAGAUCUACCACCCUGGCUACCUAUUCACCCCCGACGGCAAGACCACCGUCGCGCGGCCGCAGCUCAGCACCGUCGGCCACCAGACCGAAUACAAGCUCGGCGAGACCAUCACGUUCACCUCCAACGUGGUCGUGGACGGCGUGGCCAGCCUGAUCCGCUACAGCGCCGUGACGCACUCGCUGAACAACGACAUGAGACGCAUCAAGCUGGCGGUCGCCACCAAGGGCAAUGCUGCAGACAAGAAAUUCUCCGUGACCAUCCCCGCCGAUCCCGGCGUCACCCUGCCGGGAUACUGGAUGCUGUUCGUGCUGCAGAACGGCGUGCCCAGCGUGGCCAAGACUGUGAGGAUCACGAGGUGA